AUGUCAAACAAAAUGGAAGACGUCACCAAUGGCCACCAAAAUUCAUUCACCAAUUUGCCAUCUGCAAUUCGUUAACAACAAGAGAAAAACACCCAAUUUUCGAGCUCACCUGUAGGCUGUAAGCAUCGAAGUGAGCAAUUGUAUUGGCGAUUUCCUCGAGAAUUUCUUCAAUUCGAGCUUCUAUUUCCAUUUCCGCGCUUUGGAGGCCAAAUUCAUAGAGGAUUUCCUUCUUUCAUACGCAAUGGAUUCAGCUACUUUAACCAUGUCAUCAUCCGUCAUUUUGCGUAAUUCAUCGCAGAAAUUACUUGCCAAUAGAAAGAUUCAACCCGGGUUGUGUUUCGCAAGGAACAAGUUCUCCAAGAUCUCCGCGGUUUAUCCCAAUGGCUCUGCUUCUGGGCAGGGGGAUUCUUCACCUGCAGAUGUUCAUAGACGACGAAGUUCUUUUGAAUCUUUGUUUUGCUAUGACAAGGCUAUCCCAGAGGAAAGAAUUGAGACGCCUGUUGGAAUAUCUCUGGCAGAGAGAAUGAUUGGAGACAAUCCCCGUUGCACUGAUUGUCAUGCCAAAGGUGUCGUCCUUUGCGCAACUUGCUCUGGUUCAGGCUUGUAUGUCGACUCAAUAUUGGAGAGCCAGGGAAUAAUUGUGAAAGUUCGUUGCCUGGGUUGUGGUGGAACUGGCAAUAUCAUGUGUUCAGAAUGCGGUGGUCGAGGUCACCUGGGAUCUAAAUGAGUUGCAAAGACUCCUUUUGGAAGGAUUCGUAUUGAACUGUCCCCAGCUGUAAUAUUGGGCAUGGAUUAUGUAUUGAUGAUGAGAUAUAUUGAUCUUGUAAUUUAGUGAAGAUUGCUAGAGUUCAUUUUUCAUUUAGGCACUUUGUGGGAUAUUCUUACCAUAGUGUUCGGUUCAAUUUUGAUUUAGUUCAAAUUAACUUCCCGUGUUCCCUUCCCGCAACAUUUAUACUUGCAAGUCAAAUCAACAUGGCUUCUUUCUGAACAGAAAGUUGUGGAAUGUAUGAACUAUAAUGUCAGAAAUACAUAAACUGCAAGCUUUCACAA
Benincasa hispida (wax gourd) is the source of this 1050-nucleotide messenger RNA. Its product is annotated as DnaJ/Hsp40 cysteine-rich domain superfamily protein. The record is from RefSeq and is a predicted model, not a curated record. NCBI's taxonomy places the organism in Eukaryota, Viridiplantae, Streptophyta, Magnoliopsida, Cucurbitales, Cucurbitaceae.